AUGAGCGCGAGUUCCUUCGUAGAAGAAACAUCGAAGCUUGAGAUGGCCAUGACAGCUCAUUUCCUAAAUGCGGCGAUCUCAGUCUCACUGAAAAGCUCAACGUGCUACUUGCAUUGUACGACCAACAUCGAUGGAUCAGAUAGGGAUUCAGGAAAAUUCACCAUUGAACCCGAACCUGGCACCAUUUGCCAGGCUCAAUGCUGGCAAAAUUGGGACCAAACCAAGCAGCUGGAGAUGUUCGGUUUAGACAAGCUGAUGAAGAAUGAUAACCACUGGGGCACUAAUGCCAAAGAAUUUCUCACCCAUUCCUACAACCAUUGGCAAUGGUCUCGAUUUGACCCAGAUAUCCUGUUCCCAACUAUCGAUCGACUUCGAGAAGGGACAUCCUCCAUCUCUACUUCAGGUGCCGUGUGCCUGUUUGCUAUUCUCCUCAGCCUAUUCAAAGCUACAAGCAGACGCAUGAUCGAGACAAAGCACUUCCAUGCAUCUGUGGCAAUGAGAUCGGCAACGAGACGGUGA
This is a messenger RNA of Letharia columbiana, 519 nucleotides long. RefSeq lists its product as uncharacterized. Bases 1 to 519 code for a protein of 172 amino acids. The transcript has 2 exons. NCBI's taxonomy places the organism in Eukaryota, Fungi, Ascomycota, Lecanoromycetes, Lecanorales, Parmeliaceae. The record is from RefSeq and is a predicted model, not a curated record.